CAAAUUAUACAUCGCAAUUAGUUUUUAUUGCAAAUAUUUAAAAACAAAUAUUGUUACUAUAAGGACAUAUAAUGGAAUCAAUCUUAAUAUUCAUGUUGACAGUGCUUAUUUAUUUUUACUGUUUGAAUAUAACUGAAGCCAAAAAUAGAAACCCUGAUAUGCAAUCAGACUGCACUUCAUUUUAUGAAAAAAGAGAGCUCUACAUUGACUGUUCACGUAAAAACUUGCCAAAGAUUCCAGACUUAAUACCUAACAACACUGUAUACCUAAAUCUAUGCCACAAUUACAUCAGUGAAAUACCAAAUAAUAUAUUUCAACAUUUAACCAACCUUAUUUUGCUGGAUCUAUCUUUUAACGAAUUACAUUCUAUCAAUCAACAGACAUUUACUGGACUAAAGAACCUACGUCGACUUCAAAUGAACGAUAAUAAUCUGGGUUACAAUACAAGGCAAUUCCCACCAGGAAGCUUCGGGUCUCUUCAAUCCCUAACACAUCUUAGCAUUCAAAACAAUGAAGAUUAUGGUCAUCAAACUGAACCCUUUAUUCUUCCAGAUAAAACAAUUUCAGAUUUAACAAAGUUGGAAAAAUUAGAACUAGAUAUUGAUAUUUUCGAUACGAAAAAUAAAGAAAUUCUAGGAAAAGGAUAUUCCUUUUUACAGAAUUUGCAUUGGCUCAGUUUAGAAAAUUGCUAUAUUGUUUUGGAAAACAACACAUUCAAAUACACACAAAAUUUAACAAAAUUAUAUUUCACCAAUUGUUAUGAGGUGAUGCCCAAUUCUACUAACGCAUUUUCUAUAUUACAUCAACUUAAAGUUUUUCAUUUAAGUCAAAGGUAUUGCUUUUCCAAAGAGACUGAGCUAAAUAAUCUGAUAUUGGCAGUGUCACAGUCAACCAUUGAAAUUUUGAUAAUAAGUUAUACCUUUGUAGGGAAUACUACUUUCAAUUAUAAAGUAAUCAAUGAUGCACUAAUACUGCACAAGUCACCUAUUCGUGAAUUGACGCUUGCAAAUAACCCUGGAAUAGUUUUUCUAAAAGCAGAAAAUGUACCAGUGCCAACUAGUCUUCAGAAACUUGAUUUCAGCGGGAAUUCUUUCCGUCAGAUAUCUCUAAACUUAACAUAUGUUAAAUAUCUUAACUUAGAAAAAAAUAAUCUUGGAAAUUAUCUUGCAGAGAAUACCUAUAUGCUUACAAAGGACAGUAUACUUGAAUAUAUAAGUUUGUCAAGCAAUUCUAUUUAUAAACUAAAUUCAGCAAUAUUUAAUCAACAACCAUACCUCAAAUUUAUUGAUCUAAGUUUUAAUUUUUUGACUAAUGUCCAUUUUGAUUUUUCUUUUAUUAAACAAUUAAAGAUUUUAAAUCUUACAAACAAUUCAAUAACAUUUUUGGAUGAUUUAUCAAUGUUGAACAUAGACAACGCUUUUAUAAAAAGCAGCAAUGCAAAAAUUGACCUCAGCAACAACCUUUUUCAAUGUACUUGCAACAGACUACGAUUCUUAAAAUGGAUGCUGCGAAACCAAAAACAUUUGAUCAAUUUCCCUCAAUACAAGUGCAUUACUGUAAAUGGAAGCAAAGUAGUAUCGUAUUCAUUUGAAGAAAAGAUUAAUCAUCUACAUGCAGACUGCACAAGAUUUUUCAACAUGGUUACAAUCGGUAUCAUGUCAUUUGCUAUUAUUAGCUUUUUAGGAGUAUUACUUACAGUUAUUGUCUAUAGAAAGAGACAAAAACUUCGAUAUAUGUACUACAGAGCUAAAUUUAAAUUUACGUCAAAGUUGAACUUUAACAAAGAUUUGGGUGAAUAUCAUUAUGAUGCGUUUGUUUCAUAUUCAGACAAUGACCGAAACUUUGUUAUAAAUGACUGCAUUCAAAAUCUGGAAGAAGAUGGAAAUCUAAAACUGUGUCUACAUCAGCGAGAUUUCACCCCUGGCGAAGACAUUGCAGACAACAUUAUCAAUGCUAUACAAAACAGCCGAAAGACAAUCUGUGUCAUUUCCAAAGCUUUUUUAGAAUCUCAUUACUGCAUGUUUGAAUUUAACAUGGCACGAAUGGAAAGUAUUCAUUCAAGGGACGGUAAAAAUGUUCUCUUUCUUAUAUUCUAUGAGAAACUAUUGCCAGAAGAUAUACCUUUGGUAUUACAUGAAAUUAUGCAGACACAAACCUACAUCGAAUACCCAAAUGAUGAGUAUGGUAAUAAAAUUUUCUGGGGAAAAAUCAAAGAAGCGCUUCGUAUCUGAUUCAUUCCAGCAACAGACUGUGAUUCUUAUUAUUGUGAUUUAUUAUCAAAUUCAAGAGAGCAAAGGAUAAAUACAAGGAAACAAAAGUUACAAAAUAACAGAGAAAUCCAUCCACUUUUAUAAUAUGAGGAAAUAAACAAAAUCAUAAAACGAGCGACUUUAAAGGAAGUAAAAACAAAAAUUUAAUAACCAAAGACAUUUAUAUGUAUUUAGGAAAGAGGCAGAGAUUAAUUCUUUUUUUCUAGUUUGUGUAAUACAUUAUUUUUUUUCUAUUUGACAAACAUUUUAUUUUGUGUAAAAAAAUGUAAAUUCAGAAAUUAUUGUGAGAUUUUUAAUAAUGUGAAUAAUGCAAAUGGGUGAGUACCGCAAUAUAAAGAACUCACAUUCUGAUAUCGGACACAUAUAUCUGUUUGCAGAUUUUUCUGAAAUUGCAAUAAUUAAACUAACAUUUUUGUCCAGUUUUCCAACAAGCACAAUACUAAAUCCAUGCAAUAAUUUUUGAAUUUACAGUACAUUUUUCUAUUUGAUUAUAAUAUAUGCAUCAUGGUCAAUAUUCACAUUUUAAUUCAGGUAAACAAUACUAGAUACCAAUAACUUUCUGGACCAAAAACAUAAACCUGAAGCUGGAAAGACAGACAAACAGAUGGACAGACAAACAGACAAAAGAACUUACAAACAGUCCAAAAAACAUUGUGCCCCUAGGUGGGGAAUAAAAAAACAAGUGAAACAGUGUGUGUGUCUCAGAUACUUGACUGCUAACAGGCAGUUGUUAAGAGAUGAAUGUGAAAACUUGGAUGUCAUGUUUGAAAUGAUGUAAGUGUUCGGCAAACAGGAAAAUGAGUGAUGAAUCU
This is a messenger RNA of Mytilus trossulus (common blue mussel), 3082 nucleotides long. Its product is annotated as toll-like receptor 4. Gene Ontology annotation, cellular component: plasma membrane. Gene Ontology annotation, biological process: immune response; inflammatory response; toll-like receptor signaling pathway. The transcript is spliced from 2 exons. Gene Ontology annotation, molecular function: transmembrane signaling receptor activity; protein binding. Lineage: Eukaryota; Metazoa; Mollusca; Bivalvia; Mytilida; Mytilidae. Bases 72 to 2231 code for a protein of 719 amino acids. The record is from RefSeq and is a predicted model, not a curated record.